Mesorhabditis spiculigera is the source of this 936-nucleotide messenger RNA. NCBI's taxonomy places the organism in Eukaryota, Metazoa, Nematoda, Chromadorea, Rhabditida, Rhabditidae. The record is from the annotation of a GenBank genome assembly.
AUGGACCGACUCGUCAAUUUCCCGGUUUGCCGAGAACUGAUCGGGCCGCUAUCGACUUCAUUCUUAAACACACCCGUGUUGGCGAACAAGUGGCCCCCGGUACUCCCUUUUCACGUCCAAAACCUCCUUGGCGCUUCGUUCCAAGAUAGAAAUGUGCAAGUUAAUUCGAAAAUUCCAGCCCCAUUGUCAACUUCAACGUCCAGUGAUGCGGACAGUUGUAAGCUGGAUGAUAUGCUUUUGGAACACGAAACAACUAGCGAGCGGGAAAUUGAGGAAUCAUCGGAUAUCGAGAAGAUAGAGAGGGAUAACGAUGAUACGCAAUCACUUGACCGAGCAGCAUCAGCCGCGAAGAGACGGGUGCUUUGCGAAAUUUGCAACAAAACGUUUUGUGACAAGGGUGCCCUAAAAAUCCACACAUCCGCAGUGCACCUGAAAGAAAUGCACCGGUGUACGGUACCGGGAUGCGGGAAGGAAUUUAGCAGCCGGCGGAGUCGAAAUCGCCACUCCAUGAACACCAACCCCAAACUCCACAUCUCCGACUCCUCAGCCCUUGCGGCCACGGAAAGCGGGGCAUUCUCCAAAUUCCACCGCCUACAGUACCUCCCUCAUUUGUCCGCCCGGCCGCCUAUGCCUUUUGUAUUGCCCUCCACAUCACAAAUCGUCUUUCAACGGAUGCCGGAAACUGCGGAAUCUAGGUUGCAGAAUUUAGAAGGUGGUGUUUCAGAGAAAUCCGGGCUUUCUGAGCAAGCACCACGGAAACGAAAGGCUCCAGCGAAAUUUGAACGGGCUGAGCUUCAACUGCAAAGCUUGCAAAAGCCCUUUGCCUUAAACUCAUUGGCCAAUGCAAAUCCUGGAAUGCAUCUACUACUCCUCCAGCAACUAUUACAGAAUUCACAACAUUUCACCCAUCCAAUGCUGGGCUUAUUAGCGAAAAAA